This is a messenger RNA of Aspergillus aculeatus ATCC 16872, 1779 nucleotides long. RefSeq names its product putative ubiquitin ligase complex F-box protein GRR1. Gene Ontology annotation, molecular function: protein binding. Gene Ontology annotation, cellular component: SCF ubiquitin ligase complex. The transcript is spliced from 3 exons. The record is from RefSeq and is a predicted model, not a curated record. Lineage: Eukaryota; Fungi; Ascomycota; Eurotiomycetes; Eurotiales; Aspergillaceae. Bases 1 to 1779 code for a protein of 592 amino acids. Gene Ontology annotation, biological process: SCF-dependent proteasomal ubiquitin-dependent protein catabolic process.
AUGCCCCGCUCAAGGCAACCCGCUCGGUUCUCGAGCGAAGCUCCCUCCGAAUCCUCCUCCUCGACCUCCCCCGAUCGCACCGCCGAUGAUGACACCGACUUUUUCACAGCUCAAGCCAACGAUUCAGAGUCCUCCGUGGGCGCUAUAAAUGGCCGGGAUUCCCAUGCAUAUUACGACUCAGAUCGGGCCCUGCCGCCCAUCGGACGGUUGCCUCCGGAGAUCUUGAUCGCCAUCUUCGCCAAACUGAGUUCGCCAGCCGAUAUGAUGAGCUGUAUGCUGGUCUGCAGAGGAUGGGCGGCAAACUGCGUGGCGAUCUUGUGGCACCGGCCAUCGUGCAACAGCUGGGACAACAUGAAGAGCAUCAGCACCACAGUGGGCAAGCCAAACAGCUUCUUUCCUUACUCGGACCUAAUCAAGAGACUGAACCUGUCCGCUCUCUCGGGCGACGUCAGCGAUGGAACGGUCAUGACCUUUGCUCAGUGCAACCGGAUCGAGCGAUUGACGCUGACCAACUGCUCCAAACUGUCGGACACCGGCGUGUCAGACCUGGUGGAAGGGAAUCGCCAUUUACAGGCGUUGGAUGUGUCGGACUUGGGGCAUCUCACCGACCACACUCUGUACACGGUGGCUAGAAACUGUCCCCGGCUUCAGGGGCUCAAUAUCACGAACUGCACCAAGGUGACGGACGACUCCUUGCUUGUCGUGUCUCGUAAUUGCCGACAGAUCAAACGGUUAAAACUGAACGGAGUCGCGCAAGUCACGGACAAAUCAAUUCUGUCGUUCGCUCAGAGCUGCCCGGCCAUCCUGGAGAUUGACCUUCAUGACUGCAAGCUCGUCACCAACAAGUCGAUAACCGCCUUGAUGGCGACACUGAAUAAUCUCCGUGAGCUACGACUGGCCCACUGCACCGAACUUGACGAUAUGGCGUUCUUGGAGCUGGCACCGCAUAUUACUUUGGACAGCCUGCGCAUCCUGGACUUGACAUCCUGCGAGAAUGUUAGAGACGCUGCCGUUGAGCGUAUUGUGGCAUCGGCGCCGCGCUUACGGAACCUAGUGCUCGCAAAGUGUCGACUUAUCACGGAUCGCGCAGUCUGGGCCAUCUGCAAGCUCGGCAAGAAUCUGCACUACGUCCACUUGGGACACUGCUCCAACAUCUCCGAUGCAGCCGUGAUGCAGUUGGUCAAGUCCUGCAACCGUAUCCGGUAUAUCGACCUGGCGUGCUGUACCCGUCUCACGGACGCAAGUGUGCAGCAGCUGGCUACGUUACCCAAACUCCGGCGUAUCGGCUUGGUCAAGUGUGCCAACAUCACGGACAACAGCAUUCUAGCCUUGGCGGGUCCCAAGGCUUCCCACCACUCCGCAGGAAUCAGUAGUCUAGAGCGGGUGCAUCUCAGUUACUGCACUUUUCUCACCCUCAGAGGAAUCCAUGCACUGGUCAACAGCUGUCCUCGUCUGACACACCUCAGUCUGACGGGGGUUCAGGAGUUCUAUGCGCGAAAAGAAUUGACCGAGUUCUGCCGCGAGGCGCCUCCAGAGUUCACGCCCCAACAGCGCGACGUUUUCUGCGUAUUCAGCGGCGAUGGUGUGAACCACUUGCGUAACCAACUGAAUCAUAUGAUUCCCCCUCCACCGCCGCAGGACAUGACGGAGGCGACCAUGUAUGAUGACGACGAAGAACUGGACGAGGAUGAGGGCCAGGUGACUGGCCUGAUGCGCGCGACGGCGGCCACGGCGAUUAAUGACGAUGAUUACAUUGACAUUGGACAUACACCCAGUUGA